This is a messenger RNA of Actinia tenebrosa (Australian red waratah sea anemone), 3698 nucleotides long. Its product is annotated as protein O-linked-mannose beta-1,2-N-acetylglucosaminyltransferase 1. Gene Ontology annotation, molecular function: beta-1,3-galactosyl-O-glycosyl-glycoprotein beta-1,3-N-acetylglucosaminyltransferase activity; DNA-binding transcription factor activity; DNA binding. Gene Ontology annotation, cellular component: Golgi membrane. Lineage: Eukaryota; Metazoa; Cnidaria; Anthozoa; Actiniaria; Actiniidae. Gene Ontology annotation, biological process: protein O-linked glycosylation via N-acetylgalactosamine; regulation of DNA-templated transcription. The record is from RefSeq and is a predicted model, not a curated record.
AAAAAAAAAAGAGAGAGAGAGAAGAGUAAAAAAACAUAGACUAUUGUUUUAAUAAGUCAAAUGUAAUCCGCGUCAUGACAACAUGAAGCUACACUCAAAGAAUUAUCACCUAAAUUAAGGUCUUGGCUUUAUUUAUUUACAAGGAAUAUAAAAUUUAGUUCAAUGCUGAACACCUUAAAAUGGGUGGACGUUUUAUAAGACUUUUGGUUAUUUCUGCACUUUUUCUAACUUUUGCUGCAAAUCUAAUUUUUGUAAUGCAAACGAGAGAAUGCGCAAAAGAUACUCAGAUUUUUCCUUGGAUGAAGAGUAAUUUGGAAAUAGAAGUUUCUAAGCAAGAAAGAUAUAUCAACGUAGCAUCAAGACAGGAAAACAACACAGAUGUAGAUAGCCUGGUACUAGAGAAUUCUCUGCACAGAGUCGUGCCAAACAAAGAAAAUCCUGUUCUUAACAUAGAAGUUUAUUCCAGCAGGUUGAAUGUGUCUGUUACAGUCAACAAUAAAACCAUUUUCAGUGCCAAUCACGUUAACUACAUCGGCCUCAAUGUUGUCGUCCUUAAUCAAAAGACUGGCGCCAAAAUGGCUUCUCGAAACUUCAACACAUUUGUCAGUAAACAAGAUUCUGAGGAUUUAGUGAAAUUUGUAGAGGAUAUUACAGUAGGAAGAAUUUUAUGUUUCAUUGUCAAGUUUUACAAAUUUAAGGACGAAGCAUCGUAUAAUCUUCAGAACGAUACUCGUAAAUAUUUUACCAAGCUAGGAAGUCGUUUUAUAAAUCGCUUGCGAUGGAGAGACAUGUGGGCUAUGGUGAUCCAGAAAAAGCUGUCAGGUGCUCGGGUACUAGCGGAAUCCUUCCAAAUAUCUGACAAGAAGCCGUUCACUUGGGCAAGUCCUAUAGAUCUGGUGACAACAUUUAUAUCAGAAGAGGACAGUGUUCAUUGUGACUGGGGAAACAGUGAAACGAGUCGACGAAGGCGCAAGUUCUGUAGUCUGUAUGAAGGAUAUCAUGGGGUUUGCUUAUGUGAUAACCCACAGGACAUUAACAUGGACCCACCAGCAUUUCCAGAUGGAAGCAGGCUACACCUUCCAGUUGCUGUCAUGGUUGGUAAUAGACCCCACUAUUUCUUCCGUAUGCUGAAAUCUCUACGGAAGGUGAUUGGUUUAGAUGCAUCCAUGGUAACAGUAUAUAUCGAUGGGUUAGUAUAUCACCAAUCAGUUGCUGUGGCUGAGUUGUUCGGAUUAAAGGUUGUUCAACAUGAGCCCGUCAGUAGGCUGAAUGGCAGAAUAGCUCAGCAUUACAAGAGAAGCUUAUCUACAUCAUUUGACAACAAUCCAGAAGCACAGUAUCUGAUUAUUCUAGAAGAAGAUCUCGAAAUAUCGGUGGACAUCUUAAGCUUUUUCCAACAGCUCCUUCCUGUUCUGGAGAAAGACGAGAGUUUGUUUUGUAUAUCAGCUUGGAAUGAUCAGGGCUACGACCAUGCAGCUAAUGACCCAAGCAUGUUGUACAGAAUAGAGACCAUGCCAGGCCUCGGAUGGGUUUUGAGUCGCAAAAUCUACAAGGGCGAACUUGAGAAAAAAUGGCCCGGACCUCAACACCUGUUUGACUGGGACAUGUGGACAAGGAUGGAUCAACAGAUUAAAGGCCGUGAAUGUAUAAUCCCAGAUAUUUCAAGGACUUAUCAUUUUGGCGCAAAAGGACUGAACGUUGGUCCAGGUUUUCAAAUUGAUUAUUUUCAAAAGCAUGCUUUUAACAAAAAAGCUAACGUCAAGCUCAAUGCUGACCUCAUGUUCAAAGAAAGUUAUGAAAAAGAAAUACAUAGACUCAUAAGUGCCGCCACACUGCUGGACCACAAGAAAACUCCGUGUUCAGAUCUCAAGAACUUUGUCCCAAACACUAAAGGCAAGACCUACUUGUUUUAUAUUACAAUGAAACACAAGCGAGACUAUCAAACGUGGACCAAUGUUGCUCGAUGCUUCAGAAUAUGGGAUCUUGAUGCAAGAGGAUUUCACAACAGCAUGUUCAGGUUGUGGUAUAAAAAGAAUCAUAUCAUUGUGGUUGGAUGUCCUGCUUCUAAGUAUUGCUCCUUUAAACCAGAUAAUAUUGCACCUAUUGACAUGCCAAAAACCGAGAAAAGACCCAAAGAAGAAGAUGUCUAGCUAACUUUUACGCUGAAAAAUUACGUAAAGAAGACCAUAGCAAAUAUAUAAACGAUAUCAGUUUACUUUUUCAUGCGUUACCCUAGGAGGAAGCGGAGUAAACUUUAAAUUCGUUGAAAGAUGGUUCAACCCCAUAUAUUUGAUUACUGUCGGGGGAAAAAAAGAUGCGAUGUUACAUGCUCAAGGAAAAUAUAUCUGGUUAAUCUCUGAUAUAACGUAUACUUUAAGAAAAAUUGUUUGGUAGCAAAUGUCAACUAUGUUAAUGAUUUGGAGCCAGUGAAAUUUAAUAUACCGGGGAAAAUAUGUAAUGGUCGAAAAAACUUUUCCGAAAGAAGGUUGUCCUUGCAGUAGGCCAGUCACGCUCUUUGGUUGUCAAGAAAGGUCAAGUUAGCUUGCCCACCACGUGCUUGUUGCUAUGGGGAAAAUUGACACGUGACAAACGAGAUUUAUCUACAAUGUCAACACUGUUUUAUGCGUUUCACGAGACUGGCGGACAGGGUCUAGUUAAGUCAAAGUAUGUCUCAUGUUAUUGGAAAUUGUCGGGACCCAAGCGAUCAACGACUGCCUGUUGACAAUGAAUUUAUGGGUUUCUCAUACGUUAAGCAACAAAGUGACACCCAAAGAAUGACACGUAAAAUGGGUAAACAUUACGCCCAGCAGGCUAUAUCAGGAAAAAGGCAAUGUCCACAAGUUGAUUUUUAAAAAACAUUUUUUUCGUACUUUGAUAAUUCCCACUUUCCACGUUUUGAACUUUUUUUUGACCCAGGUAAUUUACUAACGGAUUUGUUUAGUUUUUCAAAGGAGUAAAAAUUGAAGAAUAAUUAAACCUGACAUCUAAACCUAGCUGUCCGUAUAGGUAGUGUCAGUAAAACGUAUAUAAAUACAUUCAUUCCUUAUAACUCAAUUGCCAUAGGUUUUAUGAUUAAACCCUUAAUUAUAUGCAAUUCAAAAUCACAGGUAUGAUUUGCAGGUCUUUUUUGAGGUCAUUGAAGAGGCAUCCACUCCGUUUUGGUCCAUAAACCCCAAACGCUAGAAAAAUAUUUUUUUCUUCAUAUUGCCAUUACGCAAAUGAACGGUUAAAAAUGCUAAUCGAAUAUGCAAAUAAUCAGUUGUUUUUCUUAAAAAAAAUAUUUCUUGUUACUUAAAAUUGUCAACAAUAUGCUAGAAAGACAUAAAUAGAUAGACAUCGUCUUGGCAACUUUUUCAUUCUCUUAAGAACCCAGAACUGUUUCGUGACAGCGGCUUCAACCUUUCUAACUCACUGAUUGCAUUGAUAAAUCCACAAGUCAUUUUAGGAUGGUUCGGUGUCACCCUAUCACUCACUUACUAGCUCGAGGUAACAAUGUACUGGAAAUUCCUAUUUCUAAUUUAUGAUCACGUGUCGUUCCCUCGGCUCAUUUCUUUGGAUAACGGUUCUAGUAAAAAGACAGAACUCAGACAAAUACUUAUUCUCAAGAUAAUAACAUUAUACCAAAGUUAAAGAAGCGGUAUAUUCAUAAAGUAAUUGAAAAUUGCUCAUGUGUUUACAUUAUCGGAUUAAUGAAUAAA